AUGCAAAUGCAGGCGCAGUACUACUAUUUGGCAUGCGGAUCAGUUGCAAAACACAGGCAGUGGAUUGGCAGUGGAUUGAUAGGAGGUUGGGUGAACCAUAGGCCCUAUUCCCCGCAGGAAUCAUUCGAGGCCACUGCAUAUAGCAAUGAUCAUGCAAAUCUGUGGCGCUUAGCGAUUAUGCGAUUGCCACAAAAUCGACAUAUACAGGCAACAUGCUCAAGAACGCCGCUGAUCAGUGGCAGACAGCCCAGCAUUUGUUGCAGAACCUCCCUCAAGCGUUCAAGCUUGAAGGGAUUCCCCAGAAUGCCGCAAUUGACAGCCAUUGGCGCUGCUCUCAUCGCCCACAAUGGUCAUUAG
This is a messenger RNA of Ostreobium quekettii, 357 nucleotides long. NCBI's taxonomy places the organism in Eukaryota, Viridiplantae, Chlorophyta, Ulvophyceae, Bryopsidales, Ostreobiaceae. The record is from the annotation of a GenBank genome assembly.